This is a messenger RNA of Triticum dicoccoides, 651 nucleotides long. RefSeq lists its product as uncharacterized. Bases 4 to 549 code for a protein of 181 amino acids. The transcript has a single exon. Lineage: Eukaryota; Viridiplantae; Streptophyta; Magnoliopsida; Poales; Poaceae. The record is from RefSeq and is a predicted model, not a curated record.
GCCAUGGCUGGCCCUAAGCGAGGGAUAAAUAUGCUUUCCACUGCUCUAGUGGAAUUUGACAUGAGGAUCAAGGUAGGCAAGGAAGAAAGGCAUGACUGCCAGCUGAUCGAUGGUGUAUCAGACCUAGACGACCUGUGGAGCCCAUGGGAUUGUGCACUCAAAUAUCGCAUCGAUGGUGACUGUGGCACAGUUGAUUUAACCGUAUCACGUAUUGAUCGUGCAGUCAUGGCGAAUGUAGAAGUUGUCGUGUCAGAAGUGCGGAGCAGUUUUGAUCUGUGCUUCCAUUGUUUUAUCGGUGGUUAUGACGAAGAAAUUCGGCUCUUCAAUGGUACAAUUGGCGAGUCGCGUCAUUUAACGAGGUCUGUGGUUGCUGUAGUGGAUGGUUCCACUGUGGAUUUGAAGUUCGAGGUUGCCUCGGAGCCAUCCGAUUCAGCGGAGCACUACUACUCCUUCAAGGCGGGCAUGCAUGGGCUUGAUACUCGAGAGAUGAAGACUGAAUUCGGGUUGAUCUCAGUGAAGGUGACUUGGUCGACUCUGCUCUCCAUCUAGUAGGCUUAUUGCAGCGCUUGAAUGAAGUUUGUCGAAAAGUUGUGUUUGAGGAAUGGGCCAAGAGCCGGUCAACAGUCUAGAGUGAAUUGUACGUGGACACUG